UCUGGUCUGUCUGUCUUUCUUUUCUCUCCUCUCUCUCUUUUUUUUUUCAUCCUUUCUUCUUCCUUAACAUCCCUUUUAAUCCCUUUUGCACCCCCAGAGGAAAUAGAAUCCAAGUUCCUUCUCCGUCCUUUUCUUUAGUAUUCCUCCUUUUCAUCUUUAUGUGAAGAAAGCAUGGAUGGUAGCUAGUGGAAUAAUCCAAAAGUCAUCCAAUGCGAUGCUUGUUUUGUAGACUUGGAUAAAUAUAUACUUUCAUAAAGUGUGUGCAGAGAGAAGAGAAGAACAUAUUCACAUCCUACCUAUAUAUGCUAGUGGUUUAUACUAGGAAUCUCUAGUUUUAGUAUUACUGUCUAUUAUGUGCGACAACAACAUUGAAGAUCAACAAACUGAUCAUUCUUCUCCUCAAACCAUAACAAAUAGUGCUAUUCAGGGCUUCCAAGAAAAGUUACAUCUUCAACCAAGCGGGCUAGAGAUGCAGCAACACAACAGUACUGAUGCAUACUUGGCAGCUGCUGGUGGAGGAAGGUCAUCAGGAGGAGGAGGACUGAUGUUCCCAGAAGUAUCACCAAUCUUGCCAUGGACAAUCCCUCAAGUUCACAGCUUCAAUCCAGUUCAUCAGUUUCGCGAUCACGACCCUUUUCUUCUCCCUCCACCACCAUCACCCUACGGGGGUUUAUUCAAUAGGAGACCUCCUCCUCCUGGUCUGCAGUUUGCGUAUGAGGGUUCAUCAUCAGACCAUCUCAGGCUUAUUUCUGACACCUGUUUAGGUCAAGUGGUUCAAGCUAGUUCAGCAGCUCCUUUUGGGCUUCAAGCUGAGUUGCAAAAAAUGACUGCUCAAGAGAUCAUGGAUGCUAAAGCUCUAGCUGCUUCCAAAAGUCAUAGUGAAGCUGAGAGGAGACGAAGGGAAAGAAUCAAUAAUCAUCUUGCUAAGCUUCGCAGCUUGCUCCCUAAUACCACCAAAACGGAUAAGGCAUCAUUGCUGGCUGAAGUAAUACAACAUGUGAAGGAGCUAAAGAGGCAGACUUCUUUGAUAGCUGAAUCAACACCAGUUCCAACUGAGAUUGAUGAGUUAACAGUUGAUAAUGCGUCUGAUGAGGACGGUAAGUUGGUGAUAAGAGCUUCAUUGUGCUGCGAAGACAGGUCUGAUCUCUUGCCUGAUCUCAUUAAGACAUUAAAGAGUCUGAGGUUGAGAACACUGAAGGCUGAAAUAACAACUCUUGGUGGUAGAGUUAAGAAUGUUUUGUUCAUCACUGGGGAGGAUGAUACAGACAGUGAUGACCAGCAGCAGCAGCAGCAACAGUACUCUAUCAGCUCAAUACAGGAAGCCCUUAAAGCAGUUAUGGAGAAAACCAACGGUGAUGAGUCCGGUUCAGGGAAUGUUAAGAGACAAAGAACCAACAUAAAUAUCCUUGAACAUAGGUCCCUUUAACUAUAUUAACAUUAUAAUCAGUUUCUUCA
Messenger RNA from Coffea arabica (coffee), 1455 nucleotides. RefSeq names its product transcription factor bHLH30-like. Gene Ontology annotation, molecular function: DNA-binding transcription factor activity; protein dimerization activity. The record is from RefSeq and is a predicted model, not a curated record. Gene Ontology annotation, biological process: regulation of DNA-templated transcription. Lineage: Eukaryota; Viridiplantae; Streptophyta; Magnoliopsida; Gentianales; Rubiaceae.